Molecule: messenger RNA, 7288 nt
Organism: Physeter macrocephalus (sperm whale)
Lineage: Eukaryota; Metazoa; Chordata; Mammalia; Artiodactyla; Physeteridae
Product: zinc finger protein 19
Exons: 9
Coding region: 231-1598 (455 amino acids)
Biological process (GO): negative regulation of transcription by RNA polymerase II
Cellular component (GO): nucleus
Molecular function (GO): DNA-binding transcription repressor activity, RNA polymerase II-specific
Source: RefSeq, a predicted model, not a curated record
UUGUGGCCGCAGCAAAGCUGCUGGGGUCACGCUCUUCACUCCCCUGGAGGAGGCUGUCCCCUUAGUCCCUGAUGCCGAGAUGGAGGGAGUCGGGCGGCGCCACCGGAUCCGGGGAGCGAGGGCGCCCGCCGGGCAGUCCAGCCCGCCCUGGCGCCUUUUCCCCAGCCCACUGCGGCCGCCUUAGGAAAUGGAGGCUGGCCCCUGCCCUUCAUUGAGAGGAAGCCCAGGUGAUGGCUGUCAUUCCCCUGAGAGCCUGGCACCAGGAGGUGGUGACCUUUGAGGACGUGGCUGUGUACUUCACCCAGACAGAAUGGGCUGGCCUUUCUCCUGCACAGAGGGCCCUGUACAGAAGUGUGAUGCUGGAGAUUUAUGGGAACUUGACAUCUCUGGGAUACCCAGUUCCCAAACCUGCGUUGGUCUCACUUCUGGAGAGAGGGGAGUUGCCUUGGGGCCUGGAGACACGGGAUGAUCCCCCUGCACAGGGGACCAAAGACAUCUGUAAAAAUGCCAGGACCAACGUUGACGAUGAGUUAACACCAACAUGGGGAGUUUCUGAAGAAAGAGACAUGAUGAUGUCACAUGGGCCACAGAAGAAUGUUCUUAAGAGAAACAGCUUGCUAGAAACACGUGAACUGGAGAAGCACCAGGAAAUCCCCACAGUGAAAAAUAUUAGAGGAAAGGUUCCAAGAAUCCACUAUGAUAGGAAACCCUUUGGAUGUGAGGAAUGUGGGAAGUGCUUCAGCUAUUUUUCUUACUAUGUUAGACACCAGAGAAUCCACACUGGGGAGAAACCCUUUGAGUGUAAUGAGUGUGGAAAAGCCUUUAAUGGCAAUUCUUCAUUAAUUCGACAUCAGAGAAUCCACACUGGAGAGAAACCCUAUCAGUGUGAAGAGUGUGGGAGAGCCUUUAAUGAUAACGCGAAUCUGAUUAGGCAUCAGAGAAUCCACAGUGGGGACAGACCCUAUCUCUGCAAGGAGUGUGGAAAUGGUUUCACCAGUAGUUCUGAGUUUGUAAUACACCAGAGAAUUCACACUGGGGAGAAACCCUAUGAGUGUAAUGAGUGCGGAAAAGCUUUUGUUGGUAAUUCACCACUGCUGCGACAUCAGAAAAUCCACACUGGAGAGAAACCUUUUGAGUGUAAUGAGUGUGGCAAAAGCUUCGGACGGACUUCUCAUCUUAGUCAGCAUCAGCGUAUUCACACAGGGGAAAAGCCUUAUUCUUGUAAAAUAUGUGGGCAAGCCUUCAAUUUUCAUACAAAACUAACUCGGCACCAGCGAGUCCACAGUGAGGUGAAACCCUUUGACUGUGUAGAUUGUGGAAAAGCCUUCAGUGCUCAGGAUCAAUUAAAAAGGCAUCUAAGAAUCCAUAUUCAGGAGACUUCCUAUGUGUGUGAUGAGUGUGGAAUAGUCUUUACUAGCAAAAGAAAUCUGCUUCAGCAUCAAAGAGUCCAUACUAGAGAGAAACCCUGUGAAUGUGUCAAGUAUGAAAAAACCUUUAGGACUUCUUCCCAGCUAGAUCAUAUCCACCCUGGAGAGAAGCCAGUGCUGGAUGUUGGAUGUUUUGGCCUCCCAGAAUUUUUUACCCCCUUUUACUGGUAAUAGUACACUAAAUUUCCUUUUGGAUUCCAUCAUCCACUCAGGGGUAGAAUUUGUGACACAGGCCCAGCUCAGCUGCAGAUUCCUUCCCUCAGUCUAUAGCUGUUGGUUCAGAUGUCAGUAGAUAACCCAAGAUAGUCCAGUUAGAAUCCCAGACUUGGCAAGAGUUAAUAACCUUGUAAAUGGUGAGUGUGGCCCUGGCACAACAACCAGACGGCAGACUGUGGCCUGGCAAUCCUUUCGCCUUCCAGUUGUUAACAAACUUUUGACAUUCCUACUCAUUAAGAUCUUAAUCAUUCAUACUCGUUAUGCAGCUGGGCCUCCUAAUGGGCAGUUUCACAGUAGCUGAAUGGUAUUGGAGAGCCAUGUGCACCCAUGUGGACUUUGGAAAGCCUGCCAAUUAUGAAUUCCAUGGUAUUGAAUAAUCCUCAAACCUCCCAGUACUUCACUGAACAAGAAUUUUCUACCACCCUUAGCAUAUGGUGUCUGCUCUUUGUCAUGGAGAGAGGAGACUGGAAAAAUGAGCAAUGUUUGUUCUUUGGGAGUGGUUGAUUAAUGUGGCUGCGGGGCAGGCAUGAAUCCUGGGGUACCACCCCCCCAGGAAGAAGAGUGAGGUCUGUGUGCCUUCCUAGGGCACAUGAGCUAUUCUGGGCCAGUCUCUGAGAUGCAAGGACCCGAUGCCCAAGGCAGGAGCCUCGAGUUUACCAUCAUCAUCAACCUUGCUUUUCAGCAAAUGGAAAAACUUCUUGCUGUCGUGAAAGGAUAGCAAGAACAUUAGAUGGGUGGCUGCAGCCCCUGACCCUAAGUGAAUCCCUUUCUACCUUGUGCUUCAGAUUCUGUGCUAUGCAGUGGGUGGUCAGUGAUAGGGAAUCUGCUGCUUUCACCGAGCCAGCAUCUGUCCUCAUGUCCAAGUGCAGCACCUCAGCUUUCCUUUGGGAGCUACAUCUUAACCUGCUUCCAGGCCAAAUAGUUUCAGAGGGCUGACCCCACCUUCCACCCACCUGGCCGAUCCCAUUUUCCAUCCUCUGAUUGCUGUGAUCAGUGCAAGGAUGAGAAUGUUAUCCAAGCCAGGCCAAAGGCAUUCCAAGCCAUGAGUUUUCAAGGAAGCCUGCUGAAGGAGAAACCAUUCCCAGUAUGGACUUUGAGCUUGUGUCGUCUUGGAGUUGCUGGAUGCAAUGAGAGAAACUGUGCCUGUGAAUGGGACCACAAGGCACUCAGCAGGCUGAUGGUUGGAGAGGGACCAGGUUACACUACAAGCAUGUGAGCCCUUGGACCUGAUACCUCUGAACCCAGUCUUCAGCUUGUCUCUCGUCAUCCAUAACACCCAAGACAUGGUGGCUCCUAAUGUAAUCUUCUUACGGUGUCUCUCGAUAACAUGUGGACUCCUACAAGGCCAAUUAACAUCACAACUUUUGUUGAACUGGAUCUGGGAUUCUCCAGGGCUUUGGCUUCCGGGCAAUGAAUGACUGGCUGAGUCAACACAGGCAGGAGGUUGGUCUCCUCCGGACAUACUAGUCGGUGCAGACAGGAGCCAAUGUCUUCAGGACCUGCUGAGAGGCUCCGCCGCGGGAAUAAAAGCUUUUAUGACCCCAGCAUGAGCCACAGCCACCCCCCACCUGCCCAGGAGACCCUCCAAGACCAGCAGUAUGCCCAAUCUCCUAGGUGCAGGUCAUGGAGCAUCUGAUCUUCAUCCGAAGAUAGAACACUGUGAUCGGCUUCAGAAGCAAGCUUGGAAUAUCCUUUUAAUAAUUCAAUUAAACUUUACAAUAAUGUGACAUAACAAAGUGGCAUCUCGGAUGUAGGCAGUAAGUAGAACACCUCAGUACAUAUAAAACCUCAAUAUCCACAAAGGUAUAUCAUUGAAACUUAAUUUUUCUAUAUAAAUUAUCUUCAUUUUGACCAAACAUAGUCAAAUUAAGACUAAUUUGUUUGCAGAAUAAAUCUGGUUUCUGUAUACUUACCCUGAUUAUUUACGUAAGUGUAAUUGAUCAUAUAGGCCCUUUUAAAUUUGGCUUUAUUGCAACUUUUCAUAAGGGAUCUCAAAUUGAACUUUUAAAAGGCCUCUCAAAGCCAGGAAAGCCAUGCCAUUAGAUUCUACCAGCAGUACCUACAGAUUUAGGUGGAUUCCUCUCUAACUAUGUUCCAAAAUAUCUUGAGGUUCGUAUUUCUGCCAGGAAGUGGACUUCCUUUUUCACCUGGAAAGGCUGUGAGAAACCUAAGAGAUUCUACAUUCAGGAGGAAUCAGGUAGAGAGAAAAGAUAAAUGCUUCAGUUCUGCUUACAAAGGAAUAAUUUACCAAAUUGCUGUAAGUCAUACUUUGCUUAAGGGGAAAGGUUUCCUUAUAUCUGGAAAACAAAGAUGAAAAGCCAGUAAUAUUUCAGACAAAAAAUCAUAAAAAUUAUAAUCAUAUUUAUAAGCUCAUUCAAUCCCAUAUAAUUAAUUUUUGUUCUGCUUGAGUCCAGUUUUCCCAUUAGUUUUGGUGAACCUUGCCUGAUGAUUGAGGAUAUUUUUUUAAAGUUUUUGAGGUUUUUGUUAAGGCUUAUAUGAUUUGUCACGUGAAGUGGGUGCCUUGUUCACUAGAGAUUGUGGAAAGUAUACCGCAAGUGGAAAACACAUUUUCCAACAGUUUCUUUGUCAUUUUGAGGGCAUCAGCCUUGCAGCCAGGGAAGGCCUUAACCCAUCAAAUAGAAGUGGGGUUUGCCAGGAAGCCAGGAAAAGCCAAGCAGCCGUCUUGGUUUCCCAUAUCCCAGACUGUUUAAUUCACAGCUAUUGUUUAUUAAUUUAUCUGAUUUAGGAGCAGACUGUUGCCGUGUUAUAAGGCCAUCAGGAUGGCAAAAGUCUGACAAUGAGGUGUUAAUUUUUUGUAGACACAGAAUGCACUUCACCUACAAGUGCCAUCAGCUCUGUUGCUGUUGCCUUUGCAUGAAAGAGCAUCUCCCUAAUACCCGGGGGUUCAGUCCCUUUAGUGUGAGCCUUGAUUUUGAUGACAAAGAAACAUUCUAUGUCAGGACAUAUAAGAUUUUCAGGAAUUUCAUAUAAUUUCUGGAACAUUUACACUAUAUACUUAUAGACAUAAAGAAGGCUUAAUGUUGACAAUGCUUCCCAUGUAAUAUAAUAGACCAAAUAAGCAUAAUUAGUUGAAUAUCUCUCUCUCUGAGACACUUCCGGACAGUAUCACUUCAUUUUCCAUUAACUAAAUCCAUUUUCUUUCUUCAAUCCUCCUUUUACUGAAAACACACAUCUUUUUUUCCCUUGAAUACUCAAAUGUUUACCUUAUUAUUUCUACUAACUUUAAUUACAUAUAUACUAUUUAACCCUUGAAAACCUUAAUCCCUAACAAAAACCAAGAAACAGUACAUUGUGAACUGUCUGUUAUACCAGCGUUUCCUGAUUGGCAAGCUUAUCAACAUAUUUCAACAACCUUUAGAAACAUACAUUUUCUCAUAGCAUGAUUUCUCUUCUCAAUGUGGUAAGACAUGUGUCCAAUAAACCCAAACAUCUUUAGUUUUUCUCUGAUAAGACAAAGUAGGUAAAUUUAGACAUGCUGAGCAAUUAAUGUUUUAGUAUUUUUAUCUUAAUUGGAAAUGAUCUGCAUAGUUAGUGAAUUCCCAUCAUUUAAUUUAAUUUAGCACAACUCCAAAGUUUCAUGUUACCCAAAAUCUGGAGAAACUCUUUUUAGGUAUACAUACCAUAAUGCAUAAUCAAUUUUUUAAAAACGUAAUCAUUUUUAAAGAGUUCACCUAAAAGCUUUUAUCCCAUUUAUCUCAAUUUUAUUACUUAUGAAAAUACCACCAUACUAAGUGAAUUUUCUUGUUGACAAAUUUUGUAACAGAGGUAGCAUGAGCUUAUUGACUUUUAGGAAACCUAGGUACCAAAUAAAAGUAUUAUACUUCAUACUGAUGACCCUAAAGGCAUGUUUGUAUUAAUCAAACCAACAACUUAAACUUAUUUUCAUUUACUGAAGAUUAAUCCUAGAUCGCAUGCUCCUCUAAAAAUUUGGGUUAGCUUUUUGUUACAAUUAGAAAUAUCUGAUUUGUAAAUGCGUAUUUUUAAGUCAAUUAAAUAGAGCUCUUUUGUGAAUUCAUUUUGAUGAUAUCAUCUGGAAGUAGAAACACACUUGUAACAGACAUACAGACAUACACACAUCCAGAUAGACACAGAGAUCUCAUAGUUUUCCUGCCUGAGUUUUAAAAGGCCUUUUUAUUCCCUUCAGUUUUACAUUCUACUAAUUGAGCCAAGGCUGUAGUCUCAAACAACGUGGGCUGCGUUUGCAUUUCAAGGACAUGAAAAGAGUCAUAAUUACAAGUUUUCUCCUAGGAGUACUUUUAUUCUUACAGGGUCAGAAUUUUGAAAAGAUGUUGUAUCAAGCCAGCUUUCUUUAAUUGUGCACACAAAAAUCAGUUUUGAAUGUCAAAAAAGUUCCAUCCUGGCCAUUUUUGGAUUAGGUAAGUACUUGUAAGUAUUAGUUCCAUACCAAUUGUCGAAGCCAGCUAGAGUGUCAGUGGGUGGAUGCCUGCCCGGGAGCUGGUAGGUUUUAGAAGCGCAAUUUCCCGCUUUCUUCUAGUUUCAUUCUAUUAUAAAGUACACAUCUAAAAUUAAAUUUAAAUUUCCAAUUUUAAGCCAUUUUUUAAAAAGUCAGCCAACGCAGUUCACUCCAAAAUUUCUUCCAGGCCUUCCUGCUUAGAAAUUCCCCCAGGUCCUCUGUCUAGGAAUCCCCCCUAGGUCCUCUCCCUGGAAACUUACCCCUAGGACCUCUUCACCUAGGAAAUAUACCAGUAUCCCCUUAAGACUCUAAGUCUGAAGAUAACAGCUCAAAUAAAAGUCAAACUGUCACUUAGCACAAGGAGAUCCAGAUAUGAGGAAGAACUCACCAGAGCACCUGAAGGGUGCUGUGAAGCCAGAGGGGCUCAAAGGGCCCGGGCGUGGUCUCCCGAGCAGCUGUCCAAAGUGGAUCCAGGUGACCUCAGGCGGGCUUUUCUGAUAUCCUGCCGACUAUGCCAAGUAAUUUCAGUGAAAAUAAUCAAUAAACAAUCCAGAAUAGGAAUAGAAAAGAGUUUUGUUUUAUAAAAGAGCCAGACUGAGGACUCUAACCCAGAAGACAACCUCUCAGAUAACUCUGAGGGGCUGCUUCGGAGAAGCAUGGUUUCCAGUACAGCUUUAUAUCUUGUCAGAACAAAGAACAUUAAAGUCAGGGAUACAUUCCUUCAAGGUUUCAAUUCAAAAAUAAACAAAGAAAAAAGAAAAAACUACACAUGUACACAACAAGUCAGUAUGGCCUUGACACCUGGGAAGGAGUCUUACCAUUGAAGGGUCUUACCAGCAUUGGCAUCCCAGGAAGGGAGGCAUUUAAUCUUUAUUUUUAACAUGGUCAUUCUUUACUUCUGGUCAGUGUGCCCUUUUCUUUAAAAAUUAAAGCAGGUGAACAAUGUAUGUUUGACAGCCCACAAACUGGCUAUUUUUAAGUUAGCAUAAAAUUUGAGUUAAAUCAUGUAUAAGCCAGAAUGACUUCCCUGUACCUCAGUAUGUGAAAAUUUCUUUUAUCAGUGCAGAAUAACACUAUCUUCUUACUAUUUAUGCCCAGCUCAUGUACUGCAACACUGUCAUUAUCACACACAUUAAACAAAACACCUUUCAACACAAUCCUUAUCAUUACCAUCAUAUUAUCACUGGGAGGUCUCCCACCCCAUCAGGGU